This is a messenger RNA of Kuraishia capsulata CBS 1993, 243 nucleotides long. RefSeq lists its product as uncharacterized. The transcript has a single exon. Gene Ontology annotation, cellular component: ribosome. Lineage: Eukaryota; Fungi; Ascomycota; Pichiomycetes; Pichiales; Pichiaceae. The record is from RefSeq and is a predicted model, not a curated record. Gene Ontology annotation, molecular function: structural constituent of ribosome. Gene Ontology annotation, biological process: translation. The coding region runs from base 1 to 243 and encodes 80 amino acids.
AUGAAGCGUAUUCAAAAGGGUCCAGUCAGAGGUAUCUCCUUCAAGUUGCAAGAGGAGGAGAGAGAGCGUAAGGAUCAAUACGUUCCAGAGGUUUCUGCUUUGGACUUGACCAGAACUCACGGUCACUUGAACGUCGAUGCUGACACCGAGAAGUUGGUCAAGUCUCUUGGCUUCAAGCUCCCAUUGUCAGUUUCUGCUGUCACUGACCAAAGGGUGUCGAAGCGUUACAACAAGAGAUCUUAA